GGAGUUUGUACACUGAUAGACGGUAACGAUGGCUUCAACUGUUGGUCAGGUGAUCAAGUGUAAAGCGGCCGUGGCAUGGGAGCCGAAGCAACCGCUCACGAUCGAAACGGUCGAAGUAGCACCACCCAAGGCAGGUGAAGUUCGCAUCAAGGUGGCCGCAUCCGGUGUAUGCCACACGGACGCGUACACACUCGGUGGGUUGGACUCGGAAGGUAUGUUCCCGGUAAUUCUCGGGCACGAGGGUGCCGGUGUAGUGGAGAGUGUGGGCGAAGGUGUUACCAAGUUCCAGCCGGGUGAUCAUGUUAUCCCGCUGUAUAUUCCUCAAUGUUUCGAGUGUCGGUUCUGCAAAAGCCCCAAAACCAACCUUUGCCCGAAGGUGCGUGCUACCCAGGGCAAGGGUGUGAUGCCGGACGGCACAACACGGUUCACGUGCAACGGCAAGUCGAUCUACCAUUUCAUGGGAACGUCCACGUUUACCGAGUACACGGUGGUAGCUGAGGUAUCGCUGGCGAAAAUCGAUCCUUCCGCUGCGUUGGAGAAGGUGUGUUUGCUUGGUUGUGGCAUUCCGACCGGCUAUGGAGCGGCACUCAAUACGGCCAAAGUGGAGGCUGGCAGUUCCUGUGCUGUGUGGGGUCUGGGUGCUGUUGGGCUGGCGGUCGUAAUGGGCUGCAAGGCGGCUGGUGCGAGUCGUAUUAUUGGAGUCGACAUCAAUCCGGACAAAUUUGAGAUUGCGAAACAGUUCGGUUGCACCGAGUUCGUCAAUCCGAACGACUUCAAGGAACCGAUUCAACAGGUGUUGAUUGAGAAAACGGAUGGCGGACUAGAUUACACGUUUGAGUGUGUCGGAAACGUGAAUACGAUGCGUGCUGCGCUGGAGUCUUGUACGCGGGGGUGGGGAGUGUCGGUGAUCGUUGGCGUUGCCGAGGCUGGUAAGGAAAUUGCUACUCGGCCGUUCCAGCUGGUUACCGGGCGCACCUGGAAGGGGACGGCUUUCGGUGGAUGGAAAAGUGUCGAGAGCGUGCCGAAGCUGGUAGAUCAGUAUCUGCAGAAGGAGUUGAAGGUGGAUGAAUUUAUCACGCACAACAUGGGCCUGGAGAAGAUCAACGAUGCAUUUACGCUGAUGCAUGAAGGCAAAAGCAUUCGGUCGGUGGUUAACAUGUAAACU
Molecule: messenger RNA, 1165 nt
Organism: Anopheles maculipalpis
Lineage: Eukaryota; Metazoa; Arthropoda; Insecta; Diptera; Culicidae
Gene: Fdh
Product: alcohol dehydrogenase class-3
Exons: 2
Coding region: 29-1162 (377 amino acids)
Biological process (GO): formaldehyde catabolic process
Cellular component (GO): cytosol
Molecular function (GO): zinc ion binding; S-(hydroxymethyl)glutathione dehydrogenase [NAD(P)+] activity
Source: RefSeq, a predicted model, not a curated record